AUGCACUCCAGGUCGCCAGGAAGUCGGCUUAAGCCCGUCGCAGAUUCAUUGGAAAAUGUUGGAUUUGUCUCAAAAGGAGAUAAAAAGCUACUCAAUCACCAAGCUCAGCAGGAGUAUUUCGAUAAGAUUGUGACGCGAUACUUCAAAUUCUGCGACGAUCACAAAAAAGACCUAGAUGCUGCGUUUGCUUCCCUUCCUACCAGCGCUUCCAACGAUGUGACAUCGAACCCGCCCACCGCUCGACCUACUUUGAAGCCUCGCUCCGCCGCGAAAGACGUCCCCCCGCCAUCGGCAGAGCUCUCCACACUCCUCCUUUCACUGCGCAAGCUCCGAGAGGCCGUUCGAGCCACAGCCACGACAACUCCGAUCGAGUUUGCGCAGAAAGUUCAUUACCUCUCGAUUCGCAUAGCAAUUCGCGCCCAUCACCCUCCCUCCUACUUCCCCUCUUUACAACACAGCCUCGACGAACUCCACUCAAAGUCCCACCCGCUACCGGAAUCCGAAGUCAAGGAGCUCGUUUCAUGGUUGAUUCUCGACUAUGCCUGUCGUCUAGGUGACAUGGCGUCUGCAUUUGAAUUGCGCUCGCGUGCGCGGCGAGAGUAUACGUUUCAUUCUCGGACUGUCGACCAGGUGCUGAGCGCUCUCAUGCAUGACAAUUGGGUGCUAUUCUGGCAGGUCCGCCAAAAUGCAGACAUGCACGAGCGCGCAGUGAUGGAUUGGGCUGUCGAUCGCGUCCGGAGACAUGCCCUCAAAGCGGUUGGUAGUGCAUACCUCAAUGUCCAUGUCAAUUGGAUUGUGGGUGGAUGUACUGGCGACGUGGAGGGCUGGACCUGGGAGAAACUGGUAGAAACGGAAAACCUGGGCUGGGAAAAGGAGGGAGAUAAAGUUAUUAUUCGACGGCCGAAGCCACGGCCUGCACCGGUAUCAACACCAACACAGCCUAGUAGCACUGGUCCUUAG
Molecule: messenger RNA, 960 nt
Organism: Penicillium macrosclerotiorum
Lineage: Eukaryota; Fungi; Ascomycota; Eurotiomycetes; Eurotiales; Aspergillaceae
Exons: 2
Coding region: 1-960 (319 amino acids)
Source: RefSeq, a predicted model, not a curated record